Messenger RNA from Scutellospora calospora, 179 nucleotides. Lineage: Eukaryota; Fungi; Glomeromycota; Glomeromycetes; Diversisporales; Gigasporaceae. The record is from the annotation of a GenBank genome assembly.
AUCUACGAGUAUUAAAGUUACUUUUAUUUGCUACUAUUCAAGAACAAAAAGAAACUGAAGACCAAAUUUACAUAGAAUUAUUAUUACUAGAAACUCAACUAACUAUUUCAAAUAAUAAUGAUAAGAUAAAAAGAAAUUCAAUAAUUACUAAUGAAGAUCCUUUAAAUGUUGAACUAUGA